CACACCUCCACCAUAACAUAAACAAUCGGUAUUUCGGAACACAUGUUUAAGUGGAAAGAAGUAAUGACACAUGCUGAUAUAAAUCGUUAUUUCUUCUUGUCGGUCAGUUGCAUUCUGCCGGCAAAAAGUGCGUGAUCGUGUUUGAAGUAGAAGUGAUGGUCUUUGAUUGAUUAUUGACUGCGAACACAAAAUGGCAAAUUCUUUGUUGUUGCAAGCGGGUUUAUUGAUUUGCUCGAUUUGUGCAGUUAGGAGUGAGGUUUUCACUGCACUUGCUGAUUUAGAGGAUCUACUAGAGACCGAAGCGCUACUAAUCAACACUCUCGAAAAUUAUAUUAAAGCGGAAGAAGAAAAAUUAGGGUAUUUGAAGAGAUAUGCGGCAAUUUACAAAAAUCAGCACGACAAAGCGUCAGAAAACGUGCAAGUGUACGUCGCCAAUCCGAUUAAUGCUUACACUCUUGUUAAAAGACUGACAGCGGAUUGGCGAGAAGUGGAAAAUUUGAUCAACAGUGAUCUGAGUUUAGAUUGUUUAGCGAAUAUAACUCAUAUUAAGGAAACUAUGAAAUUUCCGACUGACGAAGACCUUAACGGGGCUGCCGUAGCCUUGACUCGCCUCCAGGACACCUACAGACUUGACACCUCGUCGUUGGCUCGCGGCGAACUAAACGGAGUGAAAUACAGCUCCGAACUGAGCGCUGCUGAUUGUUUCGAAUUAGGCAGACAAUCCUACAACAAUGAGGAUUAUUAUCACACCCAAUUGUGGAUGCGAGAAGCCGACGCUCGGCUCAAGCGAGAGGCUAAUGAAACGGUAGACAGGAGCGAUAUAUUGGAAUACUUGGCUUUUUCGACGUACAAACAAGGUAACAUCCCUCUAGCACUGGAUCUCACAAACAAACUCCUCGAAAUACUCCCAAGUCAUCCACGCGCACUUGGAAACAAGAUCUACUACGAGGAUGAGUUACAGAAAUCCGUAAAUACGAAGAAAAAGGGAGAUGAUGGAGGGGAGCCUGAAGGGGAAUCUAAACCAUACGUUGAUCCUUACGGACGGGAGUUUUACGAACAGUUGUGUCGGGGGGAAAUUUCCCUCCCGGUGGAGAAAGCCUCCAAACUGAAGUGUUUUUACCUCAGUAGGAACCAGCCGUUCCUUAAAAUUGCUCCCUUCAAAGUUGAAGAAGCUCACCACAGGCCUGAUAUUUUCAUUUUUCGGGAUGUGUUGGCCGAUAGCGAGAUUGCAACGAUCAAACGAAUGGCACAACCUAGGUUUAAGAGAGCCACCGUUCAAAACACUGACACUGGCGAACUAGAGAUCGCCCAAUACAGAAUCAGCAAAUCAGCCUGGCUCAAGGAGGAAGAACACAAACACAUCGCUGAUGUUUCCCAAAGAGUCAGCGAUAUGACAGGGCUGACAAUGUCAACAGCUGAGGAACUCCAAGUCGUCAAUUACGGAAUUGGCGGCCAUUACGAACCCCAUUUUGAUUUUGCUCGGCGAGACGAGAGAAACGCCUUCAAAAGCCUGGGAACUGGCAACAGAAUCGCAACCGUGCUCUUCUACAUGAGCGACGUGGAGCAAGGCGGCGCCACGGUUUUCCCCAGCAUCCAGGUCUCUUUGUGGCCCCAAAAAGGCUCAGCUGCCUUCUGGUACAACCUUCACCCUAGUGGUGACGGCGAUAAAAUGACAAGGCAUGCGGCAUGUCCGGUUCUAACCGGCUCCAAAUGGGUUUCGAAUAAGUGGAUCCAUGAGCGAGGGCAAGAAUUUCGGAGGCCUUGUACUUUGGAAAGACCCAGUGAGGACCUAGUGGCGAGUGUUACAAGUAGAGAACAUAAAAUGAACAAUUCCUUAUUUUUGCAAACAGUUCUGCUGUUCUGUUCGAUUUACACGACCAGAAGUGAGGUUUUUACAGCAAUUGCCGGUUUGGAAGACCUUCUACAAACUGAAUCCCGUCUUAUCCACACUUUAGGAAAUUAUAUCAAAGAUCAAGGAAAGAACUUGGAAAUUUUAAAACGUUAUUACCAAAAUUACAAAAAUCAUUAUGACAAAGCGUCAAAAAACGUUCACCUGCACGUUACUAAUCCCAUAAAUGCCUACAUUUUAAUCAAGAAACUAACGCUUGACUGGAAAAGAGUCGAAGUUCUGAUCACGAGGAGCCAUAACUUAGAAUGGAAGUCACGCUUGAAAAAUAUUAGGAAAACGAUGCAAUUUCCCACCGAAAGAGACCUGGAUGGGGCUUUAGACGCCCUAAUCCGCCUCCAAGACACGUACCGACUGGACACCGCAGCCCUGGCUCGGGGCGAAAUAAGCGGAGUCAAGUCCAGCUCGGAACUGUCCGCUGAUGAUUGUUUCCAAAUCGGUAGAAAAUUAUACGAGACUGGCGAUAAUUAUCACACGCAGUUGUGGAUGAAGGAAGCCGAUGCCAGGCUCUGGGAAGAGGGUGGAACGGUACGGAGGAGCGAUAUAUUGGAGUAUUGGGCUUAUUCGGUGUAUAAACAAGGUAACGUCUCCCUGGCAUUGGAUCUUACGAACAAACUUCUCGAAAUCCUCCCAUAUCAUAGUCGGGCACUCAGGAACAAAUUUUAUUACGAACAGGAGUUACAGAACCCAGUUGAUAAGACGAAAAAAGACCAGGAUCACGUAGAAGAUGUUGAAAAGGAAGUUUAUAAAAAGUUAUGCCGGGCUGAGAUUUCGCUCCCGGAAGCGAAAUCAUCUAAACUUAAGUGUUUUUACCAAAACAGUAACCACCCAUUUCUUAGGAUUGCCCCCUUCAAGGUUGAACAAGCUCACUUGGACCCUGACAUUCUAAUCUUCCACAAUGUCUUGUCCGAUUGUGAGAUUGAAACAAUGAAACAAUUGGCACAAUCUAGGUUGGUAACGGCCGUUUUUGAAAAUCCCCACUCCAAACAACUGGAACUGUUCCCGUUCAGAAUCAGCAAAGUCGCUUGGCUCGAAGACCAAGAACACCAACACCUGGCUGUGGUGGCACAAAGAGUCGCCCACAUGACAGGACUAACACUGUCAACGGCAGAAGAGUUCCAAGUGGUUAAUUACGGUAUUGGUGGUCACUACGAGCCACAUUUUGAUUUUCAGUCAACUGUGGAUCCUGCCAUUGGCAGUAGAAUCGAAACUGUGCUGUUUUACUUGAGUGACGUGGAGCAAGGUGGGGCUACUGUUUUUCCCGAAAUUCAAGUCUCCGUGUGGCCCCAAAAAGGCUCAGCUGUGGUGUGGUUCAACCUACAUCCGAGUGGUGACGGUGAUCAAAGGACGAAACAUGCAGGAUGUCCGGUUCUAAUCGGCUCGAAAUGGAUGGAUCCACGAACGCGGACAGGAGUUUCUCAGACCUUGUACUUAAAAUUUGUGGUGAAAUAAAAUAAAUCGCAUUCCCAGCAG
Messenger RNA from Tribolium castaneum (red flour beetle), 3379 nucleotides. RefSeq lists its product as uncharacterized. The record is from RefSeq and is a predicted model, not a curated record. Gene Ontology annotation, molecular function: iron ion binding; L-ascorbic acid binding; protein binding. NCBI's taxonomy places the organism in Eukaryota, Metazoa, Arthropoda, Insecta, Coleoptera, Tenebrionidae. Gene Ontology annotation, biological process: peptidyl-proline hydroxylation to 4-hydroxy-L-proline. Gene Ontology annotation, cellular component: endoplasmic reticulum. The transcript has 16 exons. The coding region runs from base 191 to 3358 and encodes 1055 amino acids.